UACGUCCAUGCCCAGCAACAACCAGUUACCUCCAGGCCCAGCCACCAGCUACCACCAGCUACCUCCAGGCCCAGCUACCAACAGGCCCAGCGACCAGCUGCCACCAGCUACCAACAGGCCCAGCCACCAGCUACCUCCUGGCACAGCCACCAGCUACCACCAGGCCCAGCCACCAGCUACCUCCAGGCCCAGCCACCAGCUACCAUCUGGAGAGAGUGUAUUCAUUGAAACAGUCCCAGAAUGAAGCAGAGAAAAGUCGACCUGCAACCAAACAGCAACACACACAGCGACUCUACCUCUUUUAAUCAAGCUUUCCUAAUAUUGUGCUAAUUGUUAUUGUUUAUUGUAAUGAUUUAUUUUUUGCACUACCUCAGACCUGAAGCUUGUUAUCAUAGUCACACAACUGAUUUUUAUUAUAAAU
Molecule: messenger RNA, 421 nt
Organism: Centropristis striata (black sea bass)
Lineage: Eukaryota; Metazoa; Chordata; Actinopteri; Perciformes; Serranidae
Product: far upstream element-binding protein 2-like
Exons: 2
Coding region: 8-244 (78 amino acids)
Source: RefSeq, a predicted model, not a curated record